CUCAUCGCUACUGACGGUUUCAUCCGCCAAUGGAUUUCCUUAUUUGGCAAUGUUCAUUACCCACCCACCGAAAGAAAGCAAGAGAGUUAGUUGAUCGCGACAGUUUUGCCAGGCCAGCUUGGGAAGCGUAAUGUAACGCAGAAACGACAGCACAUCUGACCUAGAACACGUGUGGAAACAAAAGAAAAGAGAAAAGCAGAGCAACAAUGGACGAGUCCUUUGACCCACUAAAGUGCACUGAGGAGCUACCCUCCUCUCCAGGGUGCAACAUGGAUUUCGACGACAUGCCAGAGCUCCAGGAGGUGGACGAGGACAGGAGGUCCUCUGAGAUGUUCCGGGUGGGGGCGGGGGUCUCCCACCAGGAGUUGGGCACCUCCCCCAGCAACAACUGGCUGGCGGAGCUCGCCAAUAUAGCAACCAGCCCCCAGAGCCCCCUCCUCAAAGACGCCCCCCACAAGAGAUCGUCCCCGGUCCACAUCUUCGGCAGCAGCAACAGUUUACAUUCCUACGCCCGCCCGCCGCUGGCCAGCAGCGCCCCCACCCCAUCGAGGAUGCACCUGAGAGACCGCCGACGCGUCAGGGCCAGCAGUGAGUCCGAGUCCGGGGUCUUCUCCAUGUCUUCAUCGUUCUCAGACGACGAAGACAUGGCGUGGUCCCGCUCCUGGCCCUCCACAGCCUGGCAUUGCUUCCUGAAAGGCACCCGCCUGCGCUUCCACCGCGGCUCCAACGUGGAGUGGCAGGACGCCGACGACCUCCGAGACUCUGACGACGACUCCGACGACGAGUCCAUGAUGGUGUGCACCUCCCUCAAGAGCUACGGGUCGGAGGGGCUCCGGUUGGUGGACCACGAGGAGGCCGUGUCUGUGGCCCAGGUGGUGCUCAAACUGACCUUUGACCCCGGCUCAACCACCAAUGGCCUUUUAACAGCGGAAUGUCGACUGGACCACCCGUUUUUCGUCAAAAAUAAAGGGUGGGCUUCCUUCUACCCCAGCCUCACCGUGGUGCAUCAUGGGAUCCCCUGCUAUGAGAUGCAGGUGGGUGACCUGUGUCUUCCCCCCAACCACCCGGAUGCCAUUAACUGUGACGACUCGGUGGUCUUCGACACUUUCAGGAGUUAUGACUUCACCCCGCUGGACUCCUCAGCCGUGUACGUGUUGAGCAACAUGGCUCGCCAGCGCAGGACCUCCCAGUCCAGCGGGGGCGCUGUGAGCCCAGACUGUGAUAAGUUUGAGCGCGCCGGCUCCCCGCAGUCCUCCAACAGCAAAUCAGGCAGGGGCCAGGCUUCGGGAACGGCCGUCGUCGCCGUGCCGACAAAAUGCAAGCGGCCAAUGAAUGCGUUCAUGCUCUUCGCUAAGAAGUACAGAGUCGAGUACACCCAGAUGUAUCCCGGCAAGGAUAACAGAGCCAUCAGCGUGAUCCUGGGGGACAAGUGGAAGAAGAUGAAGAGCGAGGAGAGGAGGAUGUACACCCUGGAGGCCAAGGUCCUGGCCGAGGAGCAGAAGCGCCUCAACCCGGACUGCUGGAAGCGCAAGAGGACCAACUCGGGCUCCCAGCAGACCUAGAUGAGCCCCACGACCUGCUCAGGUGUUGCUGGUGUGAUACGGAGGAGAAGCCCUUUAGAAACACACCGCUUAAAGCCUGAACACAGCUCUGCGCCCGCAUCGAUGAGUUACAACUGUGAUGCAGAACGUAUACACGCAUUUUAUAACCUUUACAAAGAAUACAUUAUAGAGACAACCUUUAAGGGAAAGAAAACGGCAACAUUGAUUACAGAAUAUAUCCCCAAACUGUAAAAUGUAAUCUCAUCACUAACAGUGCUACUAUUUUCCUAUAACUUUUUAUGUCAGAUAUGCCUUUUGUUUUACGUCCUUUUUUAAAAUAAUGGAUCUGCUUCUAUAUAUUUCCAGAUAUUUCAUACUACUCAGAGAUAAACAUGUGGAUAUGUGGUGCUACGCUCAGUGUAGGCUGAGCAAUCUUUUAAACAGCGAGUGUCCAUAAUUGUAAAAUAAUAGUAUGAAACUAUAUUUUGCAACACUUUCUUCUUCCUCUAGCCUCUGCCUCAUUUUGAGGAACAAUCCACAGAUUGGUCAACUUUUUCAUGGAUAAAUGUUGUAAUGCAGUGAAUAAUAAGCAAUUAAACGUCGGUCAGUUGUGUGUGAUUGUGUGUGUGUGUGUGUGUGUGUGGAUGUGCCUGCCUUGACUUGCCAUCCCCUUUCUUCCCACUGGGCUAAACCAUGAAUGGGCCUUGAUGGGGGGGGGAGAGGGGGGUGUGUGCAGGGGAGAGGAGGUAGAACACACACACACACACACACACACACACACACACACACACACACACACACACACACACACACACACACUUACUUACAUACACACUUACCUGCUUACAGACACACACACACACACACACAAAAGUAAACGCGUACAUCAUCAGUAAAUCAGGGCCGGGCCUCACUGUAAGUGUUUAAUCUUUAUUGCACUUUAUAUAAAUAUGUAAUCUAACAUUUACAGCCAUGGUAUGCUCGAGGAAACCAUUUGUAUGAUAUGGUAUAUGAUAUGUAUCUCGAUUCGAUAUUUGACAUGCUGGUGGUGAAGCAGCCCUGCUCUGCUUGCGGGUUUGCUUGAGUUUAUACUGCUUUGUUGAUAAUGUACAGGUUUCACAUACACCCAUCCACCUCUUGCACAGAAUGCCCCUUGUAUUAUAAUAUAAAUACAUUUUUAAAAUUGGCA
Messenger RNA from Gadus morhua (Atlantic cod), 2730 nucleotides. It is a transcript of the gene hbp1, whose product is annotated as HMG-box transcription factor 1. The transcript is spliced from 11 exons. Bases 207 to 1562 code for a protein of 451 amino acids. Lineage: Eukaryota; Metazoa; Chordata; Actinopteri; Gadiformes; Gadidae. The record is from RefSeq and is a predicted model, not a curated record. Gene Ontology annotation, biological process: regulation of transcription by RNA polymerase II. Gene Ontology annotation, molecular function: RNA polymerase II cis-regulatory region sequence-specific DNA binding; DNA-binding transcription factor activity, RNA polymerase II-specific; RNA binding. Gene Ontology annotation, cellular component: nucleus.